AGUCCACAAUUACACGAAAAAACCCUUGAGUUAUGGCUUUAAACCGGGCCAAAAGACAAUUCAAUACCCAAUUUCCCGCCAGGGAAUAUCUAGGCAUCAAUAUUCUUUCUCCUUUCGAGGAUUUACAUCCUUUGCUUUCAUGUCCACUUGGAAGCGCAUCCUAGAGUGUAUACAGGAGCCUCAAAUAUUAAGAAAAUGUGAAAGAUGACAACAUCUCGGUAACUGAUGGUAACAAAUCGAGAUAUAUAAGUCACGGCAGUGAUUCUGCCAACAACUCCUCUACAUCAAACCGACAACCACAUCAUCAACACUCACCUUUCACACAUCCACAACACCACCAAAUCCGACUCUCCUCCCUCAAACCACCCAAAAUGCGUUUCACUGCCCUCAUCCUCACCUCUCUCGCCACAAUGGCCCUCACAUCCCCCGUCGCCGACACCAACACCAAGGCCGACGCCCUCGAAGAGCGCGCCCCCAUCAACGUCCUCUGCUCCUGCGCCGCCACCUCUUCCUGCGGCUGCAACAGCGUCAUCGCCGGCUCCUGGUGCGUCUGCAACGGCGACGCAAAGGGCAGCUGGAACGCCGCUCCCUGCCAGGGUAGUACGUCCUGCGGAUGCUCUGGCUUGGGCAAGUGGGGUGUUUGCGAGAUUGUCUAAACGUAUUCGCCUUCCCGAGGCCUACAAUCAGAUGGGGUUUGCAUAAGUCGGACGCUGGCAUUGUAGAUCUAUUGGGAUGGUCAAUGGGGCUCUGAGUGUUAGGUGUUGAGGCUGUAGAGCUAUUCACCCUAAACUUAUGUAAAUAUCCGAGAGUCACAAUUGCCCUGUGAAACGAUAUGAAUGGGCAAUAAAGUCAAAUAACUCUCAGUACUUCUCACAUUGGGAAAUCGGUUUGGUGGUAUCAUCAAAGCAAGUAAUCAUUCUGG
This is a messenger RNA of Colletotrichum acutatum, 922 nucleotides long. RefSeq lists its product as uncharacterized. The transcript is spliced from 2 exons. The record is from RefSeq and is a predicted model, not a curated record. The coding region runs from base 372 to 656 and encodes 94 amino acids. Lineage: Eukaryota; Fungi; Ascomycota; Sordariomycetes; Glomerellales; Glomerellaceae.